This is a messenger RNA of Triticum aestivum (bread wheat), 2828 nucleotides long. RefSeq lists its product as uncharacterized. Gene Ontology annotation, cellular component: plasma membrane. The record is from RefSeq and is a predicted model, not a curated record. The transcript has 21 exons. The coding region runs from base 175 to 2496 and encodes 773 amino acids. Lineage: Eukaryota; Viridiplantae; Streptophyta; Magnoliopsida; Poales; Poaceae.
CAUUCUUCUCUCUCAUUUCGCAUCCCGUCGCAGCGGCCACCACCACCACCACCACCUCUGGACAGAGAGAGCGAAUCCAUCCCCUUCCCCACUCUCCCCCUUCCUAGGGUUCCGCCUCCCACGCCGCGCUCCCAUCCCGCCCCCGUACCCACCCGCAUCGCCAUCGCCGGAGGAAUGGCCGACGCCGACGAGCUGGCCGGGAGGCUGGCCGCCGCGGACCAGGACUCCGACGACGCCGCCGCCGGCACCAGCAACCUCUUCCAGGUGAUGCGCGCAGUCGAGGACGCCGAGGCCACCAUCCGACACCAGCUCGAGGAGAACGCCCGCCUCAAGGAGGAGCUGAUGCGCAAGACCAGAGAGCUUGACAGAAUCAGGUCAGAGACCACAAACCAAACCUCUUCAGGUGGUCUUCUUGACCAGGACCGGGCUGUCGAGCCCUACAGAAACUCGGCAGGGGAUAAGACAGCGGAGGACCAAAGAUUGCUCGGUACCUCUUCUUCGCCGCUGAGCUCUCAAGGCGCUCUGCCUGGUCACCAGAAUGGGGCUGCCGAACGCGGGGAGCAGACGCUGCACGACGCCGUCAUGAAACAAAAGUACCUGGACAGCGACCAGCCCGGCCGAGUGUCCAGAAAGCCGUCGGGGGAGCACAUCUCUGCUGAGGCUGGCGUGCGAUCUCAUUUCUCCACCCCGUCGUCUCGAUCCCUCUCACCCACUAGGAACCGCAAGGAAGGAGAGUAUGAUUCCAGGCUCAGUUUAGCUGGGCAAGGCAUGGAGAUGAGCUCAAACAUCAUCUGGAAGCAGGAUCUUCUUGUUAAGGUUAAAGAACAUGAAGAAGAGAUUGCACAUCUAAGAAGGCAUCUUGCUGACUACUCAGUGAAGGAAGCCAAAAUACUUAAUGAGAAGCAUGUUCUGGAAAAGCGCAUUGCAUAUAUGCGAAUGGCAUUUGAUCAGCAGCAACAAGAUUUGGUUGAUGCUGCAUCAAAAGCUUUAUCCUAUAGACAAGACAUCAUUGAAGAGAACAUCCGUCUCACAUACGCGUUGCAGGCAGCACAUCAAGAGAGAGCAACUUUCGUAUCUUCUUUAUUGCCUAUUCUGUCGGAAUAUAAUCUGCAGCCUUCUGUUCAUGACGCUCAAUCAAUUGUUGGCAAUCUCAAGGUUUUGUUUAUGCAUUUGCAAGAGAAACUCAUUAUUUCUGAGGAGAAACUGAAGGAAUCACAGUACCAGAUUACUCCUUGGCGCGCCGAGUCUUCAAAUAAUACAAGUGGUCCUGCGCAGUCACCUCCUCCUGGAAAUGCAUUGGUUGCUUCUAGCCAACCCAGCCUUGACAUUGUGCCACGUUUCCAGAGCCAACCCAGCCUUGACAUUGUGCCCCAGCAAGCAUAUUCUCAUGUACAAUCUCCAAUUUCUUCCCCCGUUCGAGCUAGACGGGAUUGGGAUUUACUGGCAAAUGACAACCGACAGGUCGUCCCAGCCGAGGCUGCUGCAACAAAUACAGAGCAUGGCAAUGCUGGAAGGACCUCUCCUCCAAGCAGCAACCAAGCUACCAAGGAUGUUUCAGCGCAAGGGACUGAGCGUGAUCCUCGUGCUGUACGAUUUAACCUUGAAUCCGAGGAUCAAAACCCAUCAUUCACGGACCUUGUUAGGAGUGAUGUAUCAGAAAAUCUCGAGGGAGCUGAAACCCAAGCUUCACAAGAACCUCCUGCCGAGUGGAGUUCUGAAGGCGCACCUAGCUCGGCAUCUGGCCCCGACGAUGGAAACUUGCCUUACCCUUAUCUUCCUACUGUCCUUGAGGAGCCUAGUACUUCUUUCUCUGAAGUUGCAGAGGAUGACCCACUGCCAGCCAUAGAUGGGCUUAGAAUCACAGGUGAAGCUUUUCCUGGGAAAGAACUUCAAGCAAGUGGGUAUUCCAUCAACGGGACCACGAGUUGUAAUUUUGAGUGGGUACGCCAUUUAGAAGACGGAUCGGUAAAUUACAUAGAAGGUGCAAAGCAGCCCACAUAUUUAGUUACUGCUGAUGAUGUGGACUCCUUACUAGCCAUAGAGGUCCAACCUCUAGAUGACCGGAAAAGAAAGGGGGAGAUCGUGAAGGUUUACGCUAAUGAGCAGAAAAAAAUUACUUGUGAUCCUGAAAUGAAGGAGCUCAUCAAGAAAGUUCUUUCCGCUGGACAUGUGUCAUAUGAAGUUCUACUACCUGUUAGAUUCAUAGAUAUGUGGGAACCUGCGGUAUUGGCAAUAAAGAGGGAAGGCUACAGCAUCAAGUGUAAUGGACAGCGGGGCGUUGUUAUCACAGAGAAAUUCCAGCAAGCUACGGCGAUCAAUAUCCCGUAUGGACAUCCAACCGAGUUCUCGAUCCAGUCUGCGGAUGGCGCCGAAUACAACCUCAAGCCUGGAGAAAACUCCCCGUCACGGGAUAGCAUCGUGCUCAUACUGCGGCUCUUCAGAAUGAAGGCCGUCGAGAAGAGCAAAGGGAGGAAGAAGGGCAUCUUCUUCAAGUAGGGUAGGGCGGAGUCGGGUAGACGGCUCGUGCUGCUUUCUUUCCUUCACUGUAGCUAUUCAUUCAUUUGGAUGCGGUCGUAGUCGUAGCGCGAUUAUUAUUCUUGGUUGUAGAAAGGAGGAGAAUGAAGGAGGACCAGGUAUGUGGUUAGUAGGUGGCCAACUAGAUAUAUAUCUGGGUUCUCAUUCGUGUGAAUGGUGUAUUAUAUUUAUAUUGUUGCAGUUUAUUAUGUGUAUUGUAUCUAUUUAUCAUCUGUCACUUUGUCCUUGUGUGUAAAGGAAGGAACAAACAUAGGCAUGGAUGAAUUUUAUCUUUUCUUUUGGCAGAUCUUUAA